This is a messenger RNA of Achroia grisella, 1008 nucleotides long. RefSeq names its product trypsin CFT-1-like. Gene Ontology annotation, biological process: proteolysis. Bases 352 to 1008 code for a protein of 218 amino acids. Gene Ontology annotation, molecular function: serine-type endopeptidase activity. Lineage: Eukaryota; Metazoa; Arthropoda; Insecta; Lepidoptera; Pyralidae. The record is from RefSeq and is a predicted model, not a curated record. The transcript is spliced from 4 exons.
GGGUUUUGUAAUAAUGGCUUGAUUUUAAAAACUCCCGCCCACCUGUACUCGAACAAACUCGAGAGUUUACGCAUGCGGCCGCAUGCGCACUGAGCGCCACUGUCGCUUGAACAUCAAGAUCGAGAACGCGGCUGCGAGUGCUUUGUCUCAAUUAUUAAUUCAAAUAGCAAAUUAAAGUGAACAAAACUAAGGACUUCACUGUGUAAACUAUUCAAUAACAUCAGACAGUGUUAGUGUGUGUAUAAAUACGAGUCCCGGGACAUGCACCAGGUGGUGAAAUAAUUCGCUGUACCCAGAAACCCGCAGAGAAUUGUGGGUGGGGAAGUCACCAGUAUUGAUCAAUGGCCUGAGAUGGUUGCAUUGCUCUUCUCAUGGACUGGAUCCACAUGGUCCCAGUCUUGCGGCGGUUCAAUCAUUAACAACAGAUCUGUCCUCUCUGCUGCUCAUUGCUUUGUCGGCGACUCACCAAAUAAUUGGCGUGUUCGUGCUGGAUCCACGAAUGCUCACAGCGGUGGCAUCGUCCACGAACUUGGACAAAUCAUCAUCCACUCAGGCUACAGUUCCUCUACUUUGGAUAACGAUGUCGCAAUUCUGCGUGUUUCUUCAAACUUCGUUUAUAGUAACGUAAUCAGCGCUGGCAGUAUCGCUGGUACUAACUACAAUCUCGCUGACAACCAAGUGGUCUACGCCACUGGAUGGGGUAGAACUUCCCCUAGUGGACCACUAUCAGAGCAAUUACGCCAAGUGCAGAUCUGGUCCAUUAACCUAGCCACCUGCAGAAGCCGUUAUGCUGAGCUUGGUGCUAUUGUGACUGAUAACAUGUUGUGCUCCGGCUGGUUGGACGUUGGCGGUCGCGACCAGUGCCAGGGUGACUCUGGCGGUCCCCUCUUCCACAACGGUGUCAUCGUCGGUGUUUGCUCUUGGGGAUACUCAUGCGCUACUGCUCGCUACCCUGGCGUCAAUGCUCGCGUUUCCAGUUACACAACCUGGAUACAGGCUAACGCCUAA